GUAAAGGCACUGACCUAAGCUCCUCGUCUGAAGCGAGGGUCUUUGAGUGCUCAUCGAGGACAUCGACCACGCUCUGGAUGGAGCCCCCUUUGUUGAUAUCUAGUUUUGAGCAAGCAUCAUGGAGCUGGAUAUUCGCAACAGCCAUCGCGCACAGGAAGGCAGGGCUACAAAAAAUCAGAUGGGGAUUUACAGCGGUCAGAUGACUGUGAUGGAUAGCGAUGCAACAGCCAGCGAAAUCUUCUGAACAGCAACGGCGACCCGAAGGACGUUGCAAAGCGUCGGCACCAGCAGCGACUGUUUGUCGAGGGCGUUGUGGACGAAGAUCAAAUCUCGAUCGGUCAUUCGCCGACCGGGCGAGAAUUGCGCUCGGUGGCGCGGCGCUUGAAUUCAGCCGCUUUCUCGACACCGUUGCCGACGUUCAACUCAACACAAGCGACAAUGAGCACAGCAACAGACUUCAAUGUCUCGCUGGAGCCACAUCUGGCGGACGCGCUACGGCCUCUCGUUCCCAUCCUGCCGGAAGUCCUGUCCAAGGACCUUUCCACGACACUCGACUCGGCAGCGAAGACGGCAGCACCUAGUCCGCCCACGGCAGCUGAAGGAGUGGCAGAGGCUGGCGAUGCCAUAGCCAGUGCACCGCCCCUAAUACCCUACUCCCUUCUCUCAUCGAUAUCCGCAUGGACGCGCUCGCCUGACGGGCACGACGCUCUCUCACGCUGCGACUCCCGCUUGGAGCCAACGGACUAUACCAUGGUGGCUCUGCUAGCCGGCACACGCACAUCUCCCGAGAAAAACUUCCCACAUAUGCCUGUCAAGCCUGAGGCUAGUGAGGAAGCCCACCGGGAGCUGAAUGACCGCCGCGCAGUCACGGCGGUCCUGAACGCGCUGCUUAGCGUAAUCGGGUCUGGUGUCGCGACAUGGUGGGCCGCGGACAGGCUCAAUUGGAAACCAGAAUGGAAAGCCCUGCUCGCCCUAUUCGUAGCGAUCGUUGUCGCCGUCUCCGAAGCUAUUUUGUUUAUGAUUUGGGAUGCGCGACGAUCGAAACGCAUUACCAAACUGUCAAGAGCCCUCCGAUCACAAGAUGCUUCGACCCUUAUUUCCGACGGUGAACAGGCGUCCCUGAAGGCACCAGAGGACGGCUUAGCAGCUGAACGAACUCACUCUCCCAACGGGAAGUCGCACAUGCGUUCCAUCUGCCUUUGGCCGAACUUGCGUCGGCGCCCCGUCUACACCAGUACCUCUUCCGAGGGCUCAGUCCCUACUAUGCGAUCGAUGUCUCUGACAUCAUCACCGCCCAUACUACUGGUCAGGUCGUAA
Phanerochaete carnosa HHB-10118-sp is the source of this 1317-nucleotide messenger RNA. RefSeq lists its product as uncharacterized. Gene Ontology annotation, biological process: vacuolar proton-transporting V-type ATPase complex assembly. The record is from RefSeq and is a predicted model, not a curated record. Lineage: Eukaryota; Fungi; Basidiomycota; Agaricomycetes; Polyporales; Phanerochaetaceae. The coding region runs from base 439 to 1317 and encodes 292 amino acids. The transcript has 2 exons.